Gastrolobium bilobum is the source of this 428-nucleotide messenger RNA. RefSeq lists its product as uncharacterized. The record is from RefSeq and is a predicted model, not a curated record. NCBI's taxonomy places the organism in Eukaryota, Viridiplantae, Streptophyta, Magnoliopsida, Fabales, Fabaceae. The transcript has a single exon. The coding region runs from base 12 to 278 and encodes 88 amino acids.
GAACGAGAAACAUGUCGGGGGAAGGAACAUGCGAGCGGUUGCAGAGGGCGCUAAGGGAGUGUCACCGUCGGGUUCCGGCGGGUCCGGGUCGUGACAGAGCGUGCCGUCACCUGAACCACGCGCUGGCGAAGUGCCUUGUUUGUUUGGCGUGUCCUGAUGAAUCUGAGGCGGUUCGAAGCCUUUGCUCGAGCGCUGGAACCGCUCUGAAGCGAAAUCAAUGCCAACGGGCUCAGCUUUCUCUAUCCCUAUGCCUCUCUUCUCAUCAACAAAACUUCUAACCCUUUCGCCAAAAAAAAAAAAAAAAAAUCCCUAACCCUUGUGCAAUUCUAUGUAAUUUUUUAUUUAUUUAUUUUCAGAAUUUGUUUCUUUGUUUUCUCUUUAGGAAUUUGUAGAUUCAGUUGUCUAAUUUAACUUUUAUUAAAUUUGUA